Eimeria mitis is the source of this 231-nucleotide messenger RNA. RefSeq lists its product as uncharacterized. The transcript has 2 exons. NCBI's taxonomy places the organism in Eukaryota, Apicomplexa, Conoidasida, Eucoccidiorida, Eimeriidae. Bases 1 to 231 code for a protein of 76 amino acids. The record is from RefSeq and is a predicted model, not a curated record.
AUGAAGCCAGUGCAGGAUGUAGCGCUGCCUUCGUGUGGGCUUCGAGGGAUGGCAGUUUCUAUCUACAUGCGGGUAGAAUACGUGGACCGCCGUGGGUACGGCUGCCCAGUGGCAGGCAUAGAACUACGCAGAGGGACAGCACGACCUACUGAGAAGGAAAAGGAUAUUUAUGAACGCUUGGAUGGGUACGCAGUCGUGGCGGGACUGGCUGACGUGGGGUCUGGGAGGUAG